AUGCAGUCCAAGAGUAAGCCAUGUGAAGAUGAGCUCUUUGUGGGACUGUCCUUCCCGUAUGAAGGCCCCGCCCCUCUGGAGGCCAUAGCCAAUGGCUGUGCUUUCCUCAACCCAAGGUUCGACACGCCUAAAAGCAGCAAAAACACCGAUUUCUUCAAAGGCAAACCCACACUCAGAGAGCUGACCUCCCAGCACCCUUACGCUGAGGUUUACAUCGGACGGCCGCAUGUCUGGACCGUCAACAUCGAUGAUCGCGCAGAGGUGGAGAACGCCAUUAAAGCCAUCCUCAGUCAGAAGAUAGAGCCGUAUCUGCCGUAUGAGUUCACCUGUGAGGGGAUGUUACAGCGCCUCCACGCUUUCAUCGAGAACCAGGAUUUCUGUCACGGUCAGGUGAUGUGGCCUCCUCUCAGUGCCAUGCAGGUCAAGCUGGCUCCGGCAGGUAAAUCCUGCAAGCAGGUGUGUCAGGAGGAGCAGCUGAUCUGUGAACCCUCCUUCUUCCAGCAUCUCAAUAAAGACAAGGAUCUGUUCAGGUAUGGUGUGGAGUGUAAGACGGUGGAGUCUGCCAGCGAUAACGUAGUCCCCGCCUUCAGCGAAUCGACGGGGCAUUGCGUGUUCCAGUCGGACCUGCUGCUGUUCAGCUGCGCCGGGGCCCAUCAGUCCCUCACACGCAUCUGUCCCUGCAGAGACUACAUGAAAGGACAGGUGGCGCUGUGCAAGGACUGCUUAUAACACGCACACUUCGGCAACUCCGUGCGACUAACCUGACGUCUCUUCAGCCGCCGUUCUGUACAGGACCGGACUGUAUCAAAGUGCAGACAGUGCCAGUGUGGUAACGUGCGGUGAUGCGAUUAAAGAAUUCAGAGUAAUCCAACUUUUGUGUUUUUACCAUAAACUCACGAAAAAAUAAAAAUUAAAACGCUGGAGUGCGGCAGCUCUCGGCUCUCGGCCGAAAACAAAAACACAGGAGGAUCAAAAGAGAAGAUAAUGAUUUAUUUUGCUGGAUUUUUUUGUUUUUGCGUGAACUUGAACUAGUUUCAGGCUGACAUACUUGAAGCGGAUUGCAGGGAAUCAGAACUGCACACUGCCCCCUGCUGGUGUGGAGGAAACACUGUAGUGACUUUUAUUACCAUAGUUCUUCAUUCUAAUAUUUUUAUUUCUUUGUCCAGUUUUUCUUUUCUCUCUGAAGGUGACAUUUAUCAUUGGACCAAGUCUGAUGGCUGACUCUGAAAAGCAUCUUUGACCAUUUUGAAGACUUUUACUGAGUGUGUGUUUAUUUGUGUGUGUGUGUGUGAGAGAGAAAGAGAGAUUUUGUUGUUUGGGAAACAAACUUUGCGAAGAAAUUUCCCAACUUUUACACUGAAACUGGACUUUCCACAUACUGGCUCCGUGAAAUGACGCAUUCACAUGUAAAUAACUGAUAUGAAAACACGCGGCCCGCUUUAUUCUGCAUGGUUGUUUAUUUCCGACCGUUUAAUAACAGCACAUGCUAACACU
Messenger RNA from Carassius auratus (goldfish), 1494 nucleotides. RefSeq names its product alpha-1,6-mannosylglycoprotein 6-beta-N-acetylglucosaminyltransferase A-like. The coding region runs from base 1 to 729 and encodes 242 amino acids. Gene Ontology annotation, biological process: protein N-linked glycosylation. Gene Ontology annotation, molecular function: alpha-1,6-mannosylglycoprotein 6-beta-N-acetylglucosaminyltransferase activity. Lineage: Eukaryota; Metazoa; Chordata; Actinopteri; Cypriniformes; Cyprinidae. Gene Ontology annotation, cellular component: Golgi apparatus. The transcript is spliced from 6 exons. The record is from RefSeq and is a predicted model, not a curated record.